ACGGCGUCCGGGAAGGGCAAGAAAGGGGAAGUAAUAAAUCGAGGGAGAAACCGGAGCGCUUUAAAAAUGUGAAAUCUGCUCUCGAUAACGUGUGCGUGAGGGCCAGCGCUGAGGUUUUCGAUGAACUGAGAGCAGAACGGGGAAUGACGGGCAGCGUGCGGAUUGGGAGGGAGGCGCAGUCGUGGAUAUCUGUCCGUAGAAAGGAAGAAAGAAUGAGAAGUGGGAGGGGCAAAAUGCACGGUGGGCGGGGCAAAUGCAAAGUGGGAGGGGCAAAAGGCGGGAGCGACGCCGUCAGCGUGUGUGGGGGGCAGAGCCGCUGGGAGGUAUGUGGGAGGAGGAAGAUUUUCAACUCUCCGAGGCUCUGAUUUCACCAGAGGAAAUCCUGAGACAGCGUGUAGACACACACACGCACGCACGCAUGCACACACACACACACGCACGCAGGGACUGAGCUGGACCUUUUCAUGGUGAAGGAAGAGCGUUCGGAUCCCGGUCCCACACACUCCAGCGGAUGACCGACUGAGGGAAGGAGCAGAACCUGGGGCUGGGCACCAUGAUGUCCCAGGAGGCCCUGCACCCUCCUCCCCGCUGCGUGCGCUCCGUCUCCAUGGACUCCAUGGAGGACUACUGGAGUGAGGUGAGGAGCAUCACGGAGAACGGGCCUGGCUGCCAGGAUGAGCCGCCGGACGAGCGCGUUGACGAGGCGGAGCUCGAGGAGGCGUGGCUUCAGGAGGCGGGCCUCUCCGCCCUGCUGUGCGGGGUCCCGGGGGACACGCCGGCCGAGGCCCUCCUGUCCACCCUCACCCGCUCGCAGGCGGCGCUCGUCCACAAGCGGCUGGACAACUACACCCAGACGCUGCGCAAACGCAACAAGCAGUCCGUCCGCCACGUUCGGGACGUCUUCCCCGGUUCCGACCCUCCGCCUGGGAAGCCACGCGAAGCAGCCCCUCACAUCUCUUCUGAUGGCCAGGUGCCCCCGUGGGCCCCGACACAGGAUCACUCCUCAGGCUGCAUGUCAGAUGACCCACCUGUGAGGGAGACCCUUCUGUUUGACGUCCCCUACUCGGAGGGGGCUUCCGCCGCCCGCAAGGAGUCCGGCUGUCAGGGCUGUCUGAGGGUCGGGAGGGACGAUGCGCCGCUGCCUGUAUUCCUCCCGCCGAGCCCCAAGCUGGGACUCACCGGAGCGCAGGACCUCUCGUCGGAGGACAUGAAGAAGAUCGGCUACAUCUCGUUGAUCGAGCUCACCACGUUCUACGACGCUCUGGGCGUCGAGCUGAAACGGAACCGGACGACCCGCGGCAAGACUCGCGAGAGCGGCCUCUUUGGAGUUCCCCUCGCGACUCUGCUGGAGAACGACCGGAAGAAACUCCCCGGGUCCAAAGUCCCCCUUGUUUUUAAAAAGCUGCUCAGCAAGCUGGAGCAGACGGGCCUGCAGACAGAGGGCAUCCUGAGGGUGCCGGGCUCCGCUUCCAGGGUCAAGCACCUGCGCCAGGAACUGGAGGCCAAGUUCUACGAGGACCGGUUUGACUGGGAGCAGGUCCGGCACAACGACGCCGCCGGUUUGUUGAAGAUGUUCAUCCGCGAGCUGCCGCACCCCCUGCUCACCCUGCAGCACCUCCCGGCUUUCCUGGCCGUGCAAAGUAUCUCUUCAUACAGACACCAGAUCCAGGCCCUGCAUUUGCUCAUCAUGCUGCUGCCUGAGCCCAACAGAGACACGCUGAAGGCUCUUCUGGAGUUCCUCAGGAAGGUGGUGGCCCACGAAGAGGAGAACCGCAUGAGCUUGUGGAACGUCUCUAUGAUCGUGGCUCCCAACCUCUUCGUGUCGCGUGGCAAGAGCGCCAAGCUGGAGGAGAUGCAGGGGGCGGCCGGGGCGGCCCACCUGGUGCGUCUGCUCAUCACCAACCAGGACCUGCUGUGGACGGUGCCGUGCUUCCUGAUCUCACACCUCAGGAAGCUGAACGAGGCCUCCUCCGGCAAGAAGACACCCAGGUCCGAGAAGGGCAAGAAGAACCUUCUGAAGAGGUGGAACAUGGAGCGCAACAAAGGGGAGAAGAUGGAGCUGUCCGGCCUGCUGGUCGACGGCCUCAUUCGGGUUCACGCUCCCCUGCACGCCAAGGUGUCCAUGGCCCUGCUGCUGGAUGGGGAGACCAAGGCCAAGGACGUGAUGGCGCGCUUCGACUGCGAGAACGGGAGAGGCUCUCGAAGUGCUGUCAAGCGGAACAGACAGUAUUUGUUUGAGGUCGGGGGAAACAUAGGCGAGCGCUGCUUGGACCCGGAGACGUACCUUCUCGACUUGUACCACGUGAACCCCAACUGCGAGUGGGUCUUUAAACCCCGGAACACCUGAAGAUGCCCAUUUGGACUUACAGGCCGAUAACAGCAAAGCACCAACAGCAUGAUGGGAUGUCAACCCCCCCCGAAGACUGUCCAAAGGAACGCGCGUACUCGGAGCGAGGAAGAGCGACGUCGAUCUGGGUUCGGCACUAAAGACGCGCGUUCGUUGACGUUAAACUGCUCAGCAGCCUUUCCGGAGACGGGAAAGCUGGCGAGCUCUUCAGACUUAACGAACUUUGUCCUGGAGACCAACUGAACCGCUACAAGGUGGAGCCAAACCAGCCUGUGGUGGAAAACGAAACUGUCUUCCUUGCCGUGCCUGGGAUUACCUUGUUUCACCAUGGCCCACAGGAGGCCACGCUUGCUAUCCGGACCAGUUGUGCUAAAUGUGAAGAGUAGCGUGAGUAGACGGUAACUGUGGCCAAGCAGAUGUCCACCCGCUCGGGCUUAUACCCUACACUCUUUUUACCACACCCAAUACAAUGACCUUGUAAAAAUGUAAAUGCGUAAUAUUUAUAUCACUAAUUUAUCCCACCUUUGUAUUUGAUAAACUGUAGACACUACAACGCUGAACUUUCUGCCAAGAAGUGCUGUGUGUUGAUGUGCGAGGGGCGUGCGCUAUAAAGCCGUCCUCACAGUGACCACUACGUCCAUCUGCAAUGCGGGACAGAGCUUCCUAUGGGUCAGUGUUCAUUCAGCGGUUAAUGUCAUUGCUUUGCUCUGGUGGAAUGGGACUUUUGAGAUGAGGCCCCUGGUGCUGUAGGAGGGGACGGCCGGAUCAUUUCACCCUGGAUGCGGAGGACGCCUGUCCGCUGUUUGGCGAGGAGCGCAGCCUGGACCGAGCUGGCCUUGGGAUCAGAUUUGGUGGCCUGCCCGGUUGACCUUGUGGAGGGAAUGAAUGUCCGUUCCAAAACUAGCACCCCUGUGAAGUGUGGACGGAAGACAAAGAGAAACCGUAGGCCGUUUGACAUGGACUCUGGAAACGAAGCGCACCAAACAAAUAACAGCUCAAAGGAAGGAAUUAAGUUUAGUCUGACAGUGUUAAAGUUGCUCAGCAUGCUGCCUGAGCACUUCCGCUUGGCCUUUCUGGAGUUGUCCCACAUGUGUGGAGAUGGUCCCCGAUCUGCGAUGCUAAAAACGGACUGAAAAAGUGCCAUUUGUAGGACAAGCACGUACAGGGGGACCAUUUUUCCCAUAGGAAAUAAAGGAAAAUGUCAUAAACGUGAAACGACAAUUGACAAGCAUGCAGACCUACUCAGCUUUUUGUAUUUUUGCUGACGCUGCCGAAGACUCUGUUUGGACAACUUUUGAACGUGAAUAAACAGAAACUAUAAGAAGAUGUGUCCUACUGCAUAAAUCCACGUUUUGUGCAGGGAAACAUCGCGGCGCAAGUAAUAUUUACACGUGUGACACGGUCAUCGGAGGAGACACGUCUGUGAAAGAGCGUCCAGUCGGGACCAUCGGUAGUGUCUUGAUCAGUGACCUCGAUGUCAUACAGGUGUUUUUUUGAUGUAAAGUAUAUUUAUUUACUCAUCUAAC
Messenger RNA from Scleropages formosus (Asian bonytongue), 3873 nucleotides. RefSeq names its product Rho GTPase activating protein 28 (gene arhgap28). The coding region runs from base 554 to 2347 and encodes 597 amino acids. Gene Ontology annotation, molecular function: GTPase activator activity. Lineage: Eukaryota; Metazoa; Chordata; Actinopteri; Osteoglossiformes; Osteoglossidae. The record is from RefSeq and is a predicted model, not a curated record. Gene Ontology annotation, cellular component: cytoplasm. The transcript is spliced from 15 exons. Gene Ontology annotation, biological process: regulation of small GTPase mediated signal transduction; signal transduction; regulation of actin filament polymerization.